AUGGAAGAGUUUCUCGAGAGUUUGUUUGUUACACUCAAGGCUAUUCUUCUUCUUAUAAUUUCUACAAUUCGGAAUCUUUUCCCAACUGGAUGGUUGCCACGAAAAGAUGUUCGAGGCCAAACUGUACUGGUAACUGGAGCUGGUAGUGGAUUGGGUCGCCUAAUGUCGUACGAAUUCGGAAAACUAGGUGCUCGACUCGUCCUUUGGGACAUUAAUGAGGAAGGAAACAAGACCACUCUGGCAGAGUUGGAAUCUCGAGGAGUGGAAGCUAAAGCAUAUACAGUCGACCUUUCGGAUUACAAAGAAAUCAAUCGUACAGCUGAUCUUGUGAAAAAAGAAGUGGGAAAAGUAGAUAUUUUGAUUAACAAUGCUGGAAUUGUUACUGGAAAAAAACUGCUUCAAUGCCCUGAUGAGCUUAUGAUCAAGACAAUGGCUGUUAACACAAAUGCACUUUUCUUUACAACGAAAAACUUUUUGCCUGCUAUGCUUGAACAGAACAAAGGGCAUAUUGUAACAAUUGCUUCAAUGGCCGGAAAGUGUGGAGUUGCUGGAUUGGUUGAUUAUUGUGCUUCUAAGCAUGGUGCAGUUGGUUUCAAUGACUCGUUGGCAUCUGAACUUUACUCCCUAAAGAAGGAUGUAAAGACUACUGUAGUCUGUCCUAUCUAUAUCAACACUGGAAUGUUCGAUGGAGCACAAACCAGAUGGCCUACUCUUCUCCCAAUCAUGGAACCAGAAUUUGUUGUUGACUGUAUUAUGGAGGCAGUUCUCACUGAUCGCGCAUUUUUGGCUCUUCCCAAAUUUAGUUACAUUUUCAUGGCUCUCGCUGGACUUCUACCUACAGAAGUCAUCAGUUUGUACGGAGAUCACUUUGGAAUUACCCACUCAAUGGAUCAUUUCAAAGGACGCCAAUCGCGAAGAGCUUGA
Messenger RNA from Caenorhabditis briggsae, 924 nucleotides. RefSeq names its product Protein CBR-DHS-3 (gene Cbr-dhs-3). NCBI's taxonomy places the organism in Eukaryota, Metazoa, Nematoda, Chromadorea, Rhabditida, Rhabditidae. Gene Ontology annotation, cellular component: lipid droplet. Gene Ontology annotation, molecular function: oxidoreductase activity, acting on the CH-OH group of donors, NAD or NADP as acceptor. The record is from RefSeq and is a predicted model, not a curated record. The transcript is spliced from 7 exons. Bases 1 to 924 code for a protein of 307 amino acids.